UUAGAUGAAGUGUCAAUGGCUAGUCACAAAAAUGUUGGAAAGAAUACUAGAGAUAACGAAUCUUGCAGAAAAAAUAUUGGACAUUUAUACUCCCCUUCUACAAGUCAACAAAAUUGGUCGGUUGAUAGGACAUUUAUUGAAGAAAAUACUGAAGAAAAUGAUCUGAUGGCAUCUCCUCCAAUGUUUAGUCCAAUUAAAAGUGGUCUAAAAAGAAGUAUUUUUGAUAUGACACCGCAAAAACCGGUAAAAAAUGUUGCUGUGAGAAAACUGUUUCCUUCAACACAGUACAAUUCCAAUACAUCAAAAAUAGACAGUGAAGCUAUUGCAAAUUAUCUGAUGGCAACUCCUUCAAAAUUGAAUGAUAGCCCAAUUAUAAGUUUAACAGGUCUUUUUCAAAGCACACCAGAAUCUGCUCAUAAAAAUGUAACACCUGUAGCAGACAGUCAACUAAUGUCUUCGACAACACAGUCUGAGACAUUCUCAAAAGACAGUGAAGCUAAUGUUAACCAUGGUUGUAUUUUAAAAUUUAUUACCUCAACAUUACCACAGCUUAAUACAAAAUUAAAUAAAAUUAUUUUAAAUCAGUCCAAACAUGAAGAAUUGCUAAAAAAAAUUUUACAAAAUAAAACAGUGCACAAUGAGAGCUUUUAUGACAACACGGAUUUAGAAGAAUUCCCAUUAGAUAAUUUAGAUUCCUUAAAAGAAAUAGAUGGAAAACUAAAGUCAGAUACAUUAUUUUACAAAUGUUUGGUAAAACGAUUGAAAGAAUUUGGUGGUAAUAAUGUGUAUAUGGUGACCAAAUGCAUUAUGGACUUCUUGAUGACUGAUAAUUUAGGGAUGCAAAUAUCUCUGAAAGGACGGGUAAUAUUGAAAAAUGUAUCCGGUUCAACAAUUACUAGUAUUAAUAAAGCGGUUACUGGGUGGUUAAAACAUGCCAAGGAAAGAAAUGGACGAAGAGAAUCAUUGUAG
This is a messenger RNA of Metopolophium dirhodum (rose-grain aphid), 969 nucleotides long. RefSeq lists its product as uncharacterized. The record is from RefSeq and is a predicted model, not a curated record. NCBI's taxonomy places the organism in Eukaryota, Metazoa, Arthropoda, Insecta, Hemiptera, Aphididae. The transcript has 7 exons. Bases 16 to 969 code for a protein of 317 amino acids.